AGCUCACAAAUUCCAUUCGGGCCCCUGCCUUCUCCGCCUCCACCCGCCUCAUUCCGUCAUUCGGGUCUCCAGCAGUCCAGCUGUUUCCGCUCCCGCCUCCUCCUGUCCUCCUUCCGGGUUCCGGCGCAGCCUCUCUCGCCCCGUCCAGGACGCAAGCGUACCCUAGGCGGAGCCACCUUCCACUCUUCCAGAAAUCUCUCUCCGGAGGCCGGAGGGGAGGCCAGGAUGGCAGCACCAGCGACGUCGGGGCCGCCCGCGAGCGCCAACGGCUCCCUCGCGGGGGUGGCCGCGGCGGUGGGAGCGCCCACUAACCCCAUGGCGACGGCGAUGCUCACCGAUCAAUACCAGUUCUCUAUGGCCUACGCGUACUGGAAGGCCGGGAAGCACGCCGACCGAGCCGUAACUCUAAAAGCCCAUGAGCCACGUAAAGCAGGAACUACACACCCUCAGCUGCCAGGUAGGCUUGCAUGUUUUUGUUCAGCACCGACCGGAGGUAUUCUCGCCGUAUCUCAGCUGUGGCGAGCGCCAGACCUCACUCACCACUGCAUGGAUCCGCCACUGAUUUCAAACAUAUCUUCGUCUCGACAUCUACAGUUGAUGUUUGACCUGUACUUUAGGAAAAAUCCAUUUGGUGGGGAGUUCACUGUUUUUGCUGGCCUUGAGGAGUGCAUCAAAUUUAUGGCGAAUUUUAAGUUCACAGAACAUGACAUUUCUUUCCUGCAAUCAGUCAUGCCAACAUGUGCGGGUGCUUUCUUCGAUUAUCUCGGGGAAGUUGACUGCUCUGAUGUAGAGGUGUACUCUAUUCCUGAGGGAUCAGUAGUUUUUCCAAAAGUGCCCUUGAUGAGAGUUGAAGGUCCGGUUGCUGUAGUUCAACUUCUUGAGACCCCAUUUGUAAAUCUUAUCAAUUAUGCUUCUUUGGUAACUACUAAUGCUGCACGUCAUCGUCAUGUUGCUGGAAAGUCAAAAGUUCUGUUAGAAUUUGGUUUAAGACGAGCACAGGGACCUGAUGGAGCAAUAAGUGCCUCAAAAUAUUGUUUUAUGGGAGGUUUUGACGCAACUAGCAAUGUUUUGGCUGGAAAUUUGUUUGGCAUACCACUUCGUGGAACACAUUCUCAUGCUUUUGUUAGCUCAUAUAUGAGCCUUGAUGAGAUACCAAACAAGGCCCUCAGGAACAAAGAUGGCUCAAGAGUUUGCGAGGAUUUUGUUAGUUUAGUGCAAGAGUGGCUUCAAAAGUUUCAGGCAGCAGAUUCAUUAGGUGGUGUAUUUGGUGAUACAAAUAAAAGUGAGCUGGCUGCAUUUGCAUCCUACGCAUUGGCUUUUCCAAGCAACUUUCUUGCUCUUGUGGACACAUAUGACGUUAUACGAAGUGGUAUUCCGAAUUUCUGUGCAGUGGCUCUAGCACUUCAUGACUUAGGGUACAAGGCAUCUGGUAUUAGAUUAGAUUCUGGUGAUCUGGCCUAUUUGUCCAUUGAAGCACGAAAAGUGUUUCGUGCAGUAGAGAAGGAAUUCAAUCUACCUGGUUUUGCAAAGAUGGUCAUUACUGCUAGCAACGAUCUGAACGAGGAAACAAUUGAUGCCCUCAACAAACAGGGUCAUGAGGUUGAUGCCUUUGGAAUUGGAACUUACCUUGUGACGUGUUAUUCCCAGGCUGCUCUUGGUUGUGUCUUUAAGCUAGUUGAAAUAAAUAAUAGACCUCGUAUUAAGCUGUCUGAGGACGUGGCAAAAGUUUCCAUUCCAUGCAAAAAGCGAUGCUUUAGACUGUAUGGGAAAGAAGGCUACCCACUGGUAGAUAUCAUGAUUCGUGAAAGUGAACCAUCACCUAAGGCAGGAGAAAGAAUCCUCUGCCGCCAUCCAUUCAUUGAAUCAAAGAGAGCAUAUGUUGUCCCCCAGCAUGUUGAGGAGCUUCUACAGUACUAUUGGCCGGGGACAUCAGAUAAACCUAGAGCAGAGCUGCCCUCCUUGGAGAAGAUCAGAAGCCGCUGCAUGCAGCAGCUUGAAAAGCUGCGUCCGGAUCACAUCCGGCGGCUAAAUCCAACACCGUACAAGGUGAGCGUGAGUGCGAAGCUGUACGACUUCAUCCACUGCCUAUGGCUGAACGAGGCACCAGUUGGUGAACUGCAGUAGAUGAUGGCCACAUGAAAGAAGUUUUGGGUCAUCUUUGACACAGCAGCAAACCAUACAAGAGGAUCAGAGCUUUUCUGCGCAAUAUCAGCAGUUGAGCCCAUGGCCCAUGGCAGGAUUUUGCUCUUCAGAUUUCCAUCUCUAAUCCCCGGUAUAGAGGCAGGUUAAUCAAGUCGUCUAGUUUAUACAUCCUUUGAUUGGUGGGAUACUAUACACAUCAUCAUCAUGAAAAGAACAGAAAUCAUUUGGAGUCAAUGGGAAGAUUAAUAGCCAAAAAUGUCACUAUAUAUCCUGCGUGUUUGUCACAUUUGCAGGUGUUAGAUCCAACAGACCAGCAGGCUUGAAUUGCUCCUGUCACCGUUCCCUGUUCUCGGCUGUUGUAUUACGCAAGGACUGCCGUGGGGACGUGGGGUGGGACGAGUCCAAACGUUGGAGUCACUAGAGUAAAUUGGUGAUGCGUUCUCAACUGCCGUGCCGCCGUGCAUUAGCAAAGCAGCACUUUUGGCUGGUUAUUUUUCUAAACUACCAUUGCGUUAUGACAGCACAUCUAACAGAUCGGUUAGUUGCUUU
Zea mays is the source of this 2691-nucleotide messenger RNA. RefSeq names its product nicotinate phosphoribosyltransferase 2. Gene Ontology annotation, molecular function: nicotinate phosphoribosyltransferase activity. Gene Ontology annotation, biological process: NAD+ biosynthetic process via the salvage pathway. The coding region runs from base 226 to 2124 and encodes 632 amino acids. The record is from RefSeq and is a predicted model, not a curated record. Lineage: Eukaryota; Viridiplantae; Streptophyta; Magnoliopsida; Poales; Poaceae. Gene Ontology annotation, cellular component: cytosol. The transcript has 16 exons.